Bactrocera neohumeralis is the source of this 1093-nucleotide messenger RNA. It is a transcript of the gene Mlc1, whose product is annotated as myosin light chain alkali. Bases 106 to 573 code for a protein of 155 amino acids. The record is from RefSeq and is a predicted model, not a curated record. Gene Ontology annotation, cellular component: muscle myosin complex. Lineage: Eukaryota; Metazoa; Arthropoda; Insecta; Diptera; Tephritidae. The transcript is spliced from 6 exons. Gene Ontology annotation, molecular function: calcium ion binding.
CAAGCGACAGGAAAGUACCUAACACGCGUGCUGUAGACGAGAAACGUUCAGUCGAGACAGAGCUCAUCCACGGGUUAGUUGAUUUUUUCUCAUCCAACAAACAAAAUGGCCGAUUUACCAAAACGUGAUAUUGAAAAUGUCGAAUUCGUUUUCGAAAUCAUGGGCUCUCCCGGCGUGGGCAUUGAUGCCGUCGAUCUAGGUGAUGCCCUCCGUGCUCUCAACUUGAACCCAACCUUGGCGUUGAUCGAGAAAUUGGGCGGCACCAAGAAGCGCAAUGAGAAGAAAAUCACCUUCGAAGAAUUCCUCCCCAUCUACUCACAAGUUAAGAAGGAGAAGGACCAAGGUUGCUACGAAGAUUUCAUUGAAUGUUUGAAAUUGUACGACAAAGCCGAGGACGGCACCAUGCUCUUGGCUGAAUUGCAACACGCCCUCCUGUCACUUGGUGAGCAAUUGGAUGAUGAACAAGUUGAGACACUGUUCGCCGACUGCAUGGACCCCGAAGAUGAUGAAGGCAUGAUUCCAUACUCCCAGUUCAUCCAAAGAAUGAUGAGCGAUCCAGUUGUCUUCGACUAAACGCAUUUCUUGCCAGAAUGUGUGAUAGACCAGAUCAGCUAUAAAAAUACCAACAACCAGUUAUAGCAACAACCAUUCUCCAUAGAUGUUUUAUUCAUCUCUCUCUCUCUCUUAUAUAUUUAUUUUAAAUUAAAUUUUUAAUUUCUCUGCUUAUAAAUACACUUAAUUGUACUGCGAACGUGGUGCAAUUACUUUUGAAGAAGGCAUAUAUUAAAACAAAGCAAACAAAACUCAAAACAAAUGAUGAAGAACUUAAAACAAUUUUUAAAUUAUGUAUAUAAAAAAAGUUAAACCAAAAAAAAAAAACUAAAAUUAGAAAAUAAUUUUGUUGUUCAUUUAUUUAAUUUUAAUUACAUGAAAAACGUAUUUAAUAUAUAGUAAAACAAUAUAUUAAUAUAUAGAAUGUCGUGAAGUAACAGCGAACACGACAAAGCACGAGUGGCCAACGUUACGAAAAGGACUUAAAGCAAUGUACUUGUUACUACCUAUAAUAAAAUCACUUGGAAACGGAUAACAUGAA